GUGCCCAAUCCUGAUGCUGAGGACGUGAACCAAGGUUUACAUACGGUCUACGAUAAAUGGCUGAAGAGCUUCCCUGUUCAGGACAAAUCAAAACCACAUAUUGGGACGCUCGGUGCGGGCAGUGACUAUGCUGGGUUUAUACAGCACGCUGGCAUUCCAUGUGUGGACUUCCAGUACACGUACGACAUGAAUACCUACAAACUGGGGUCCUAUCCUCUGUACCAUACUAUGUACGAGACGUUUUACGCUGUGGACCAGCUCAUAGAUAGGGGAUUCAAGAGUCACCAAGCUGUAGCUCAAACUACGGCCGAACUGGUGAGAAGUCUUGCAGACUCUCUCAUAAUUCCUUUUGAUGUGACAGACUUUGCUAGCAAUCUACAGGCGUUGGUCAACACAUUGGACACAGAGUACGGAAUACUUCUAAGAAGUCAAGGUAUAAACUUUGAUUGGAUAAAGCAGGCAGCAGGCAAUUUUUCUUCUGAAGCAGAGACAUUCAAAACUUUAAUUGACAACGUAAACAAAAAUGACCCGUUCGCCAUUCGCCGUAUUAACGACCAGCUGCUCCUCAUGGAGCGGGCGUUUUUGGAUCCCGCGGGACUACCAGGUCGACCCCAGUCCAGACACAUCCUAUUUGCCGAGAGUAGUGUGGAUUCUUACGCCGGAAGCAGUUUUCCAGGUCUAGUAGACGCUUUAUUCGAGAUCGAGUCUAUUCCGGAAGCCGACACAGAGGCACGAUGGGAGAUUGUAAAGCACCAUUUUUCUGUGGUUGUAUUUACAAUACGCUCGGCGCAGUCAACACUGCGGGAGGUGUCUACGUUUAUGCCGGAGCUCCAUGAUUAACCUUAACAAACUUUUAUUUCAAUGUCACAUGGUCUCAUUGUAAAACAUAUCUCGUAAAGCUUUUUAUGUAAAUAAUAAUCCUUAUCGCAUUGUAAAUAUAUCCCAGAAAGUGUUUAAAUCUUAAUGAUACACAUCAUAUCAGACGUACGACUUGUUCGUAAAAUCUUUUGCCGAAUCUCUGUUUACCCGACUAUGAGCUGUGUCUAAUACACGUAAUCUUAAACACUUAAUUGUAUAUAAAUAGGUAAAUGUUUCAAUAUCAUUGUCGCAUAUUUGAUGUAUACAGGAAGUUCACUUUUAUAUUCAGUGCUACUUGACUACAUACAUGAUUGUUAUUUGAUCAUGAAUGCUUUACCAUAUAUUGUUUUAAAGUAUCAGGAACCUAAACUUGUAUGUAUAAAACACUAUAGGGUUACUUGAACGUGUCACUAUUUCAUGUUUAAUAUGUAUAUACACGAGUAUACUAACCCGAUGUUACACAAUGUGAGAGAAUGUAAGUGUUAUAAUGAAUUAAACAAAGGAUCAA
This is a messenger RNA of Mizuhopecten yessoensis (Yesso scallop), 1366 nucleotides long. Its product is annotated as N-acetylated-alpha-linked acidic dipeptidase 2-like. The record is from RefSeq and is a predicted model, not a curated record. The transcript has 7 exons. Gene Ontology annotation, molecular function: carboxypeptidase activity. NCBI's taxonomy places the organism in Eukaryota, Metazoa, Mollusca, Bivalvia, Pectinida, Pectinidae. The annotation marks the transcript as partial.